Messenger RNA from Daldinia loculata, 1069 nucleotides. Its product is annotated as acyl-CoA N-acyltransferase. The record is from RefSeq and is a predicted model, not a curated record. The transcript is spliced from 2 exons. NCBI's taxonomy places the organism in Eukaryota, Fungi, Ascomycota, Sordariomycetes, Xylariales, Hypoxylaceae. Gene Ontology annotation, molecular function: protein N-terminal-serine acetyltransferase activity; protein-N-terminal-alanine acetyltransferase activity. Bases 209 to 781 code for a protein of 190 amino acids. Gene Ontology annotation, cellular component: cytoplasm.
AAUCAUGGUAUUGCUUACAGCAGCUAUUCACCUCUAUCCACCACCGUCGUUGGUUUACUGACUCAAUUAUACAAAGAUCUAGCGACUACAUUGACUUGAAUUAUUCGCUGAAAUAUUUACAAUUAAUAUUAUACGAAAACCCGACCAAGGGACUUAUAUUUACAAUUAAUAUUAUACGAAAACCCGACCAAGGGACUUAUAUUUCACCAUGGCAGACUCUACCUCACAAUCAACGCCCGCACCGAUAGUAACAACAGACAAAUGCAUCAUACGUGCAUACGUGCCAAGUGACGCCGAGGGCGCGGUGGCGGCAGCCAACUUCCCAGAGCUUGUACAAUACAUGCGCAAUACCUUUCCUCACCCCUACACACUAGACAGCGCCAACCGCUGGAUCAACAUUUCCUUAAACAGCAACCCCAUGGUAAACUUCGGCAUCUUCACGCCCGAAGGCACCUUCGCCGGGGGCAUCGGGCUUACUCCCCACCAGGACAUCGAGUAUCGCACGUGGGAGAUCGGGUACUGGGUCGGAAAGGAGUUCUGGGGGAAGGGUAUUGCGACGAGUGCUCUCGAGGGGUUUUCGGCCUGGGCUUUCGAGCAAUUCCCGGAGCUGGUAAGGAUCGAGGCUGGCGUGUUUAUCGAGAACGUUGCUAGUCAGAAAGUUUUGGAGAGGGCUGGUUAUACUAAAGAAGGAAUAAGAAGGCAGGCCGUCUGCAAGAAGGAGAAGAUUGCGGACCAAGCGACGUAUAGUUUACUUCGGGACGACCUGAGGGAUUUAUCAUGAGCCUGAGUAAGAUGUCCCGGAGUGUAGGUACUUGCUAUAUUUCGAGGGAGUACUAGACAUAUUUAGAUUUCAAAUCAUAAUUCGCAGUCAUGGAUUUUUACCUUAUAUUACCUAUUUACCGUGUUAAUGAAGUAGAUGUAGGGCGAGUACGAAAAAUAGGGGCUAGGAUAAAAAGCUGCUAGCACGGUGUUUCCAUGACUUCGACCUCGCUUUGGCUAUACGUCAAAAGUACCUUAAACAACUCUUCUGGCUACAUGCCAUUCUCACCGGUAUCUAGGGAGUUGGGUC